AUGGCCGAAGCCUACUACCGCAAAGGUGAGUUUGAGGAGGCCUUGACCCUGUUUGAACGGGGCAAACGAAUGCGACCCUCCAUAACUGCCUUCCAGAUCGGCGUGUAUAAAUGCGAGCAGGCUAUUGAGAACAAUUGUGGAAUGGACUGCAAUCUGGAGUUGGGCCCGGAUCUGGAUCUGACUGCCUACUACCUACACGCCUUCCCGCCCAAGGUCAUUCGUAGAGCAGCCGAUAGGAAGGUGGGUAGCAAGGUGGUGUCAGCUGCAAAGAAGGUGGAAAAAUGGCCAAUCGAUAUGCCAACCGAAGUACUGAACACGCUGUUUGGCAAACAAUACCCCGAAUAUGUGUACUUGCGUCAACUCUAUGAGGUUGAAGGAAAACGGGAGAAGUUCCUGAAACAAUCUGGCAUCACUCUCAUGCGUAAGUCUACGAUUAUUGACGUGUUUUAUUUACAACACCACAAGUUCAGACUCUUUAUGAAAUUUACCCUGUAG
Messenger RNA from Dibothriocephalus latus, 495 nucleotides. The record is from the annotation of a GenBank genome assembly. Lineage: Eukaryota; Metazoa; Platyhelminthes; Cestoda; Diphyllobothriidea; Diphyllobothriidae.